UCCGAACGAUCUUGACAUAAUCUCAACGAGAAAACCGCAAUCGAACCAGAUAUUUCAGUAUCUUACUUCGAUGCUUCGGUUCCUUUACUGUAAUGUCUCAAUAUUUAAAACUCGUAUCAGCUCUGAUCGUCAUCCUAGCCGUCUAUUGGUCCAUUUUUCGAACAGGUCAAAAACUCGAAGAAUUGGAGGAAAAAUGGUGGGGAGACAGUGGUGCAAAAUCGACAGAAAAUCGUGAAAUUACCAAAACAAGAAUCGAUGUUCCUAGUGAGGUGCUUCGUGAUCUUCAACAACGCCUCGAGAACACCAAACCAUUUCAUCCGAGUCACACAGGAGUCGCUCAACACUACGGUAUCACCACGACUGUUCUCAACUCCGUUCUUGAACACUGGAGGACCAAGUACAACUGGACAGAACGCCAGAACUACCUGAAUCGCUAUCCGCAAUAUUUUGUUCAGAUCCGUGGACUCAGGAUUCAUUUUGUGCACAUCAAACCACAGAUUCAACAAGGAACCAAAAAGAUCUUACCUUUGAUGCUGUUGCACGGAUGGCCUAGUAGUUUUUCUGAGUUUUAUGAAGUCGUUCCCUAUCUAGUAACUCCUCAGAAAGAUAGAGACUAUGUUUUUGAAUUGGUUAUACCCUCGUUACCUGGAUUCGCAUUUUCACAAUCUUCCAGAAAACCAGGACUAUCUUCAGUCUACAUCGCACAAAUAUUCAAAGAUCUCAUGGAGGUACUUGGUUACCAGAGGUACUACGUCCAUGGAGGCGAUUGGGGCAGUACCAUUGCCCAGCACAUGGCUCAUCGGUUCCAAGACAGGGUAAUAGGACUACACUCGACCAUGUGUUUUAUAAAUAGUCCCAGAGCAAUGUUUAUGUUCUUUAUUGGGAAAUACUUGCCAUCUUUGAUUUAUGACAAUGAAGAAGUAAAGUUAUGCAACUCCAUCGCAAACUCAUUAAGUUUUAUUAUCAGCGAAACAGGAUAUUUUCAUUUGCAAGCGACUAAACCAGAUACUGUUGGUGUGGCCUUGCGUGAUAGUCCAAUGGGUCUGGCAGCUUACAUGUUAGAAAAAUUCAGUACUCUAACGAAUGCAGCCUACAGAGACCGAGACGAUGGAGGCCUUACCGAAAAAUUUACUUGGGACCGUCUUUUGGACAACAUUAUGAUAUACUGGGUGACUCAAAGUAUGACCAGCGCCAUGCGAAUCUACGCCGAAGCCUUUACCAAUAGGAACCUGGAAGUUGGAUCCUUCAAUUCAAUGAGGAUCGAUAUUCCAACAGGCUGUGCUAGAUUUCCGUACGAACUCUUGGUCAGUCCAAGAUCGAUUUUGAAGGAAAAAUUCCAGAACUUGAUACAUUUGACGUCUUUUAAUACUGGAGGACAUUUUUCCGCUCUAGAAGAACCGAAAUUACUAGCUAACGAUAUUUAUGCUUUUGUUAAUAAAGUACAACAAGAAAAUGUUAACUAAACGUGCCAUAAUACUCCAUCCUAUUAAAAUUGUACUUAACUAAUGAAAUUAAAAUAUAAGUUAUUAAGUUAA
Sitophilus oryzae (rice weevil) is the source of this 1535-nucleotide messenger RNA. RefSeq names its product juvenile hormone epoxide hydrolase 2-like. Lineage: Eukaryota; Metazoa; Arthropoda; Insecta; Coleoptera; Curculionidae. Gene Ontology annotation, biological process: epoxide metabolic process. The record is from RefSeq and is a predicted model, not a curated record. Bases 93 to 1463 code for a protein of 456 amino acids. Gene Ontology annotation, molecular function: epoxide hydrolase activity. The transcript is spliced from 7 exons.